Molecule: messenger RNA, 750 nt
Organism: Saccharomycopsis crataegensis
Lineage: Eukaryota; Fungi; Ascomycota; Saccharomycetes; Ascoideales; Saccharomycopsidaceae
Gene: MTQ2
Product: S-adenosylmethionine-dependent methyltransferase
Exons: 1
Coding region: 1-750 (249 amino acids)
Biological process (GO): methylation
Cellular component (GO): eRF1 methyltransferase complex
Molecular function (GO): S-adenosylmethionine-dependent methyltransferase activity; protein methyltransferase activity; nucleic acid binding
Source: RefSeq, a predicted model, not a curated record
AUGUUUGCUACUCCUCUAUAUGAUGCCGAUUUUGAAAAGCUUUACGAACCUUCAGAAGACACUUAUGUGGUGUUAGACACCCUAGAAGAAAUUAGACAAGAUCUCGUUAAUUGGUAUUUUCCUGUCAAUACUCGAUCGACGACACAUUCUCCUAAUAAGGUCCCAAUUUGUGUGGAAAUAGGUACAGGAACUGGGAUCAUCACCACUUUCAUCCAAAAAAACAUCCUAGGGCCAGACCGGGCCAUUUAUUUGACUACUGAUGUUAAUGAUUACGCCUGUGCUACCUCGAUAAAAACCAACGGUCUCAAUAAGAAAAAACCAACGGACUUUGGGAUGCUUGAUACAAUUAAAUGUGACUUGGUGGGGCCUUUGGCUAGAAAAUGUGUUGAUUUGUUGGUGUUCAACCCCCCGUACGUCCCCAGUGAAGAAGUCCCGGAUAUUGUUAAAUUGACUCAAGAUAAGAAAGAUGAUGAUGAUAAAAUCAAUGAUUUAUUGGUGGAUCUUGCACUUUGUGGAGGUGCUGAUGGGAUGGAGACUACUUGGAGGUUGUUGGAUAAUCUUGAUUCGAUCCUAUCAGAUACUGGGAUGGCAUUAAUUUUAUUCUGUGCGAGAAAUAAGCCAGAACAGGUGGUGGAGCAAUUUAAACAGAAAAUGAGGCUAAAAGGAGUAGAGUGGAAGGUGGAAAGAGUGUUCAUAAGAAAGGCAGGAUGGGAGGAGUUGACUGUGUGGAAGUUUGUUAAAGACUGGUGA